Molecule: messenger RNA, 1522 nt
Organism: Salarias fasciatus (jewelled blenny)
Lineage: Eukaryota; Metazoa; Chordata; Actinopteri; Blenniiformes; Blenniidae
Product: heparan-sulfate 6-O-sulfotransferase 3-B-like
Exons: 2
Coding region: 133-1437 (434 amino acids)
Cellular component (GO): membrane
Molecular function (GO): heparan sulfate 6-sulfotransferase activity
Source: RefSeq, a predicted model, not a curated record
CGGGAGCGGGGACCGGGGAUGUUCCCACCUGCCGCGGGGACUCCAGCUCCCCGAGCCGGCGCUGCGGGAUGAGCCGCGGGGAGCAGGACUCGGACAUCCCGGUACCGUGUGCGUGAGAGCCAGCGUCCCACCAUGGAGGAGAAGUUCAACCGGCUCCUCUUCGUCCCCAUCGCCGCCGUCCUCUUCCUCAUGAUCGGGUACCAGUACGUGUGCCCGGCGGACCGGAGCAGCUGCUCCCUCCGGAGCGCGGACAGCGGACUCUUCCAGCGCUCCUCCGCGGGACUCGAGUUAGUUUUCUCGGAUCCGGACGCGGACGAGGACCUGCCGUCCAGGAUCACCUCCAAGUUCAACUUCACGGAGCGGGACCUGGACCGGCACGUGGACUUCAACAUCCGCGGGGAGGACGUGAUGGUGUUCCUGCACAUCCAGAAGACCGGCGGGACGACGUUCGGCCGCCACCUGGUGAAGAACAUCCAGCUGGAGCAGCCGUGCGACUGCAUGCCCGGCCAGAGGAAGUGCACCUGCCACCGGCCGGGCCGCGCCGACUCCUGGCUCUUCUCCCGGUUCUCCACCGGCUGGAGCUGCGGGCUGCACGCCGACUGGACCGAGCUCACGAGCUGCGUGCCCGGGGUGAUGAGCAAGAGGGACCGGAAGACCCCCGCCAAGAGCCGGAGGAACUUCUACUACAUCACGAUGCUCCGCGACCCCGUGUCGCGCUACCUCAGCGAGUGGAAGCACGUGCAGCGCGGCGCCACCUGGAAGACGGCGCUGCACAUGUGCGACGGCCGCCCGCCCACCCAGGACGAGCUGCCCGCCUGCUACAGCGGCGAGGACUGGACGGGCGUGCCGCUGGCCGACUUCAUGAACUGCCCGUCCAACCUGGCCAACAACCGGCAGGUGCGCAUGCUGGCCGACCUCAGCCUGGUGGGCUGCUACAACAUGUCGUCCAUGAGCGAGCUGGAGCGCGGCCGCGUGCUGCUCGCCAGCGCCAAGGCCAACCUCCGCAACAUGGCCUUCUACGGCCUGACCGAGUUCCAGCGCAAGACGCAGUACCUGUUCGAGCGGACGUUCGGCCUGCGCUUCAUCCGCGCCUUCACGCAGAUCAACAGCACGCGCGCCGCCAGCGUGGGCAUCAGCGAGAAGGUGCGCUGGCGCAUCGAGGGCCUGAACGCCCUGGACGUGGAGCUGUACGAGUACGCCAAGGAGCUCUUCCUGCGGCGCUACCAGCACAACCGGCAGCGCCAGCACCAGGAGGAGCGCCUGAGGAGGCGGCGGGAGCGGCAGCAGAGGCAGCGGCUCCACAGGACCUACCUGACCCAGCUGUGGAGGCUGGGCGGGGCGGCGGAGGAGGAUGAGGAGCGGGAGGAAGAGGCGGAGGAGGAGGCGCGGGAGGCGGCCACCACGGAGGACUACAGCAGCCAGGUGGUGCGGUGGUGAUUCAUCCAGCGCCCCCCACCUCCGUCUCAGACUCGCCGCGCUUCGUCCGCCUGCCCGGCGGUGUCUUAAUAUUUAUGAUGGAUGU